UUUCCAUAUUUCCAUUACCCGAAACCCUAAUCCCCAAUUUCUCUUCCAAUAUUUCGAUCACGAUAUCUGAGAAAUCUAGAGAGAAAUCCGAAAAAUUCCGGCGAUCAAGUCUCGUUCAGACAUUCCAGAAGGUAUAAUAAAGUCGAAGGAGUGAUUUAUCAUGAGAUUCAGAAAAGGAAGUAGAGUUGAGGUAUUUAGCAACAAAGAGGCACCUUAUGGUGCGUGGCGAUGUGCUGAGAUUAUCUCGGGUAAUGGACAUACCUACAAUGUUAGUUAUUACUCUUUCCAACUUGCACAACAGGAGAUUGUAAUGGAGAAAGUUCCACGCAAGAUAAUUAGGCCGUGUCCUCCACAAGUGGAUGUAGAGAGAUGGGAGACUGGUGAAUUGGUGGAAGUUCUUGAUAACUUUUCCUGGAAAGCUGCCACAGUUCGAGAAGAGUUAUGUGGAAAGUACUAUGUGGUUCGGUUACUUGGGACUCCAGCGGAAUUUACAUUUCACAAAGUAAACCUCAGGGCCCGACAGUCUUGGCAAGAUGAGAGAUGGGUUGCAAUUGGAAAGAUAUCAGGUUCUGUGAAGUCAUCCACUCUGACUGGAUCAGACGUACAUCAGAAGCUACAGCCUCAAAUGAACAGCAUACUUCUUCACGAGCCUAGUGUUGUCUCUGCUAGAAUACUGAAGAGGCCAUUUUCUCAGAACUGGUCGGAAUGUGCUGAAUCAUGCACAGGAAACCCUAAGAAGAUACGAUCACUGGAAGCGUCUUCUAAGAAUCGCAAAACUGGUUGCUGUCAAAUGGUCAGUGUAAGAUCAAAAGGUUUUAGUGAGAGUGUUCGUGCAGGAAACGUAGUCGCUGAUGAUUGUGAUGAUAGCGAUGCUUGCUCAGUUGGUAGUUGUAGCGUUACUAGUUAUGAUGAGAGUAAUAUGCCACCUUCUAUGCUAGAUGGCUCCAGUCAACAGGCAGACUCAUGUAACAGCGAUGCUGAAUCUUCUUGUGGCCUUGCGGGAGAAGUAAGGCGGAAACAUUCUUCGGGUGAUGGAGUAAGAAGGUCCUGUAGGUCGGAACUAUAUACUUACCGCAGUACUUUGGGGGACUUAUUUGCUUCUGGCCCUCUAAGUUGGGAACAAGAAACAUCAUUAACUGAUCUCCGUCUUUCUCUUAAUAUAUCAGAUGAUGAACAUUUGAUGGAGGAACAGUGUCGCCUUGUUCCGGGCAUGCAGACCUUGUGCUUUUAGAAGCCUUACUCUGAUGCUGGGGUUUUUUACGACUUCUCCCUUGGCCAUCUGAAUGGUGCAAGAAUCAGAGGCCGACCCAUGCUUUAUUCAUGUUCGACCUCUUGUAAAUGCUUUAUUGCAUUGAUCUUUUACUCUACAGAUAACUAGGAAGUAGGAACAGUCUUUCAUGUUACAUAAUUUUUUUUUUUUACUAAAAAAAAAUUCUCUCGAUCAAUUUAUUAUGC
Molecule: messenger RNA, 1455 nt
Organism: Eutrema salsugineum
Lineage: Eukaryota; Viridiplantae; Streptophyta; Magnoliopsida; Brassicales; Brassicaceae
Exons: 4
Coding region: 161-1231 (356 amino acids)
Source: RefSeq, a predicted model, not a curated record